Rangifer tarandus platyrhynchus (Svalbard reindeer) is the source of this 327-nucleotide messenger RNA. The record is from the annotation of a GenBank genome assembly. NCBI's taxonomy places the organism in Eukaryota, Metazoa, Chordata, Mammalia, Artiodactyla, Cervidae.
AUGGGCCCAAGAGCUGGGAGACAGAGCUCCCUGUGGGGCUUUGAGGGAGGUCUAUCCGCUGCAGAUGGCAGCUCAGAGAGGCUGGGUGCCCAGCAGCCCUUCCGGGCCCCAGGAGAGCCCCUGGGCCUGAAGGAAGGAGAAGGUAUUGCUGGAACCUGGCGGGACCUCCUGCUCGGAAUUCUGGCUGAGGGAGAAGGGGAGCAGGCCUGCAAAGCUGAGGCCCUGCAGUCAGGACAGAGCAGACUUACCUUCUCAGAUGCAUGCUUCGAUGAAGCAUCCCACCUGUUGGACAGGCCCAUGUGGCAGAGAACCAAGUGCAGCCUCUGA